AUGACGUAUGCUGUCCAGAAAAAAAAAACAAUCAUGGCGGACUCUGAAACGGUGCCUCCUGUGUAUUUAGCAAUAGGAAACAUACCUGUUACCUUUCGCUCCGCAGAUUUGAGGAAUUAUUUCAGUCAGUUUAUAGAAAGCGGCGGUUUUCAGUGUUUUCACUACCGACAUCGACCGGAGCUCCUCCGGGAGAAGGAGGUGUCCGAGGACCGACCAGCCGACCAGGUACCCGACCAGGUAACCGACCAGGUGACGUCCACAGCAGACGGCCAGGUGGAGAGGCAGACGGUGAAGUCGUGCUGUUGUAUCGCCUCACUUCACCCUAAAGACGCCGACAGAUUCGUCAAGAUGUACGCUGGGAACCACUGGAUCGACUCCAAGGGGGACUGGCUGACCAGACGGUGUGUUGUUAACAGAGUAAAGGUUUCACAAGACCAAGAUGAUGGGUCAUUCCCCUAUAAAUCAAAGCACGAGCAGCGCCACCGGGUGUCCUUAACUGAGCGUUUCACAGAGGCAGACCUCAAAGGUUUAUCCGAGCUGAAUCCACCAGCUCUGAUGCAGAAUGGGAAUGUCGGCACACCAGUGAAAGUGUUCCUGCAGCUCAUCCAGUCCUGCCGACUGCCUCCGCGUCUCAUCCGCAAGUUGGGCCUCACUUUCCCAAAAACCAGCUCCAAUCGGCGUUACGGCAAUGUGCCUUUCCAUUAUCGGGACACUUGGACUCUUCCAGCCACAGAAGAGACUGUAGUAACAGCUGCUGGACAUGAAAUAUCAGGACCCGGCACUUUGGCUGCUCCAUACUCAAGACAGAGGAAGAAGCUAUUUAAUCACACAGCAACAGGAGAGACUGAUGAGCCAGAGAAUGAAGAGGAGGAAGAAGAGGACGCACAGUCAAAUGCGGAUGAUGAUGAUGAUUUCUGUGAGGAGUGGGAGCGCCACGAGGCUUUGCAUGAGGAUGUAACGAGCCAGGAGCGAAGCAAAGAGAGGCUGUUCGAAGAAAAGAUUGAGUUAAAAUGGGAGAAGGGCGGCUCAGGCCUGGUGUUCUACACUGACGCCCAAUACUGGCAGGAGGAGGAAGGAGAUUUUGAUGAACAAACGGCGGACGACUGGGAUGUUGACAUGAGUGUUUACUAUGAUAAAGAUGGAGGUGAUAUGGAUGCCCGUGACUACGUCCGAAUGCGGUAUGAAAAAAGGCUGAGGGAUGGCCUAGAAGAUAGAUCUGGAGACAGUCAGACCAUUGGCCGCUUUGAGAGGUUUACUAAGGGCUUUGGUCGUCGUUUAAUGGAAAAGCAGGGCUGGAAGGAUGGUGAAGGGUUGGGAAACAGUCAGAUUGGGAUUCCUGAUGCCCUUGAGGGUGACGGCCAACAUCCCAAUUGUAAAAGAGGCUUUGGGUAUCAUGGAGAAAAACUGGUCUUACAUUCUGUAAAAAAGGCCAGGACAGAUUUUCAUAUAACUACAAUGUAUGACAAACCCAAAAACAUCGAUGGAGGUGACACCUUGCUGAGACGUCAACCAAACACUAGUAUGAAGUACAGAGGCUGGCAGCCAGGUGGCACCAUUGGACCACGACGAUAACAGUUAAAUUAUUAUUAUGAGAUAGAUUUUGUACUCGCAUAUUUUUUCUGACUGUGUUAUUAAAUACUUUUUUGA
Messenger RNA from Anoplopoma fimbria (sablefish), 1647 nucleotides. It is a transcript of the gene gpatch3, whose product is annotated as G patch domain containing 3. Gene Ontology annotation, molecular function: nucleic acid binding. NCBI's taxonomy places the organism in Eukaryota, Metazoa, Chordata, Actinopteri, Perciformes, Anoplopomatidae. The record is from RefSeq and is a predicted model, not a curated record. Gene Ontology annotation, biological process: negative regulation of type I interferon production; positive regulation of DNA-templated transcription; negative regulation of RIG-I signaling pathway.